CGAGUGACGGUGGAGGAGCAGCGGGCUCGGCUCCUAAAAGCCCGUGUGUGUCUGUGCUUGGGAGCCGGCGAGACGGACAGAAGUCGUUGAGACUUCUCUCUUGGAACCUCUGUGCCGAGAAUCCGAUGUUGGGCUCGGCUACCUGGCUGAACGCAGCAGAUCAGCCCAUGAAAACUUCUAUUCCUAGCCAAAGGAAGGAAUCCAGCAAAAGACAGCACCUACUUUUCCAGGCUUGGAAGCAAGAAAGAGGACAGGAUUUGGAGAGUGUGGAAUCCGAAAAGACAAGCGAAAGGUGACACUUAAGUUGAAGAUGGGUGGUGGAGAAAGGUUCAACAUUCCAGUUCCACAAGCUAGAAAUACCACCAAGAACCAUCAACAACUUAAAAACAGGCAGAAGAAUAAAGAUCAGAACUCUCAGAUGAAGAUGACCUAUAUGAAGAAAGAAAGAGGACAUGGAUGCAACUCAUCACCUGCUGCAUGGCAGGCCAUGCAGAAAGGGGGAAAGAACAAUGUUCAUUUCCCCAAUAAUCAAAAUUGGAGUCCUAAUUUAUCAAAUUCCAACUUGUUUUUCACACCUCAAACCAAUCAGAACUAUGCUGGUGCAAAAUUUAGUGAGCCACCCUCACCAAGUGUUCUUCCUAAGCCACCAAGCCACUGGGUACCCGUUUCUUUUAAACCUUCUGAUAAAGAAAUAAUGACAUUUCAGCUUAAAACAUUACUUAAAGUCCAGGCCUGAGAUGUAACUUUUCAUAUUUUUAGUUACUUAAAUUUACAGGGUUUCAAAUUUGAGAAUAGGCAUUCAUAACUCCAGAUGUACAGGUAUAUGGA
This is a messenger RNA of Tinamus guttatus (white-throated tinamou), 828 nucleotides long. RefSeq names its product proline rich nuclear receptor coactivator 2 (gene PNRC2). The record is from RefSeq and is a predicted model, not a curated record. Lineage: Eukaryota; Metazoa; Chordata; Aves; Tinamiformes; Tinamidae.